Molecule: messenger RNA, 1409 nt
Organism: Branchiostoma floridae (Florida lancelet)
Lineage: Eukaryota; Metazoa; Chordata; Leptocardii; Amphioxiformes; Branchiostomatidae
Exons: 3
Coding region: 364-801 (145 amino acids)
Source: RefSeq, a predicted model, not a curated record
GUAUAGCCUUCUAUCCAUUGUCCAUGGCAAGCCAUCCUUGACGACCUAAACGCAGGUGCGUCCGUAUUGUGCCAACCUGUACUUGGCUAUACCUCGUCCCUUCACGAAAAUGACUCUUACAGAGAUUGUCUUUAGGUUGGCACUGGGUGAAACAAUGCUCUCUCACCUGGUAAAGCGAUCGUCUAAGCUCUGACAAGAUUAGGUUACUUGUACGGCCUUAUUUGAGAAAAUUACAGCGCCACCCCCUCCCACGGCGGAAGUGUAAACAAAGCCAACAGGUGAAGGAGACGAACAACUUCCUGUUGUUUGUCAGUCUCUCGUGUUGGUCUACCGAGUCUCUUGUUGCCUUCUGUACCAAGCAGCAUGGAUACCGCACCGCCUCCGUCGUACCAAGAAGCUGUGAACUCCGGAGGACAACCCACCGGACCCCCUGUAGAAAAUGGUGCCUACCCGCAUCAACAGGCUGAUGUCAUGCAUCCUGGUCUAAACGGAGUCAGUUUUGGAGAGGAUCAAUAUCCUCCCCCUCCGGUCACCACUCAGCCGGUUGUCACCGCACAAGGUGUCCUAGUGGAGGAGCGUGCGACGCCACCUGACGCUGCUGAUCCGGCGACAGAUGACAAGAAGAGACGUCACAGGCACGACCACACGGACUGGUGGUGUGGCUUCUGCUACUGUGGUACAUGUCCCGACUGUGACUGCGGGGGUUGCUGUGACUGCGGCGACUGUUUCGCUUGUAACUGCGGAGAUUGUGACUGCGGCGACUGUGACUGUGGGGAUUGUGACUGCGAUUGUGAUUUCUAACUGUUAAGUAGAGUAGAGUAGAGUUGAGAGUAGAGUAGAGCAGAGUUCUUCCUGCGCAAAUAGGAACGUCCGGUUCCAAUGCAGGCCGCCCUUCAAUUUCCUCGGUGUUUCACACGGGUAGGUCACGGCGUAUAUUUGUGCAUGUUCAUUUAAGUUCGACUUAAGUUCAACCCGGUGCCCGGCCGGGACCAAAAAUACACCGGGAGCCACAAGGUGCUCCAAGGUGCCACGUAGGGGUCACGAACGAAAAUGCCAAAAAUAGCCAGUGAACUGCCCCGUUUUCCAAUUGGGACCUAAGCCUUAAUGGAUUUCUCUAGGUUAAAUUUUGCCAUCAAUAUUUAUUCGGAAGUUUCGGACUUGUAUGGAAGACGUGAUGAUACAGGACUGUUUGUUAUUGUCCCCUUCCAGAAUAAUGAUAUUGUCUGCCCAGUAUCGUUUUGAUAUAACCACUUGUAUGUACAGUACUAGCAGUGGACUGUUCGACCCACAGUAUGUAAAUAUUUAUUUGAUGUUUGUAUGUUCUGUAUGUAUGUCAUUGCUGUUUGAAUCAUGUCUUGAAGUCUAGGAAGAUUAUGGAUUUUCUAAAUAAAGUAUGCAAUGUUAUGUUA